Trypanosoma cruzi is the source of this 2012-nucleotide messenger RNA. RefSeq lists its product as uncharacterized. Lineage: Eukaryota; Euglenozoa; Kinetoplastea; Trypanosomatida; Trypanosomatidae. The transcript has a single exon. The annotation marks the transcript as partial. The record is from RefSeq and is a predicted model, not a curated record.
UUGUCAUUGCCACGGUCUGUUUAGAGACGGCCGUGGUGCUUUUUCUCUUUGCACGAAAACAUGUGGCGUGUCUCUGUGGGGCUGUACGCACAAAGAGGAUACCACUCACAUUUGCCGCUUUACGUGGUGAACAUGGGGCGGUAUUGGCAGCGUUAGAAGUUGGACAAUCCCCUGUUUGCUUUAUUGCCGUGUAUUUGCCUACGAUGGUUUCCCACACAACGAUUUCCCCCCUUGCUUUGGCGACACACUGUGCGUUGAUUCAAGAGGUUCUUACUCACAUCCCUGGUGGUGUGCAUGGAGGCGUUCUUCAGUCAGCCCACGUCGGUAACACAAGUGACGGUCAUAAAGACACGAGACCGAGGAGGAAUGGGGCGGAAAAAAAUGAAUCCUUUUGGGAACUUCUCACACUGCGUCGACAAUCCUCCACGGUGGAUGGGCUGGAGUUUUAUGAUCAUGUCUUCUUGUUGGGCCACUGGGGGACACCGUUGCUUCUCUCUCCACCCCGUUCCGGAAAGCAGCUCGCAGCUGUGGCAUCAUCCGCGGCAAUAAGAAACGGAGGAAUGUCAAGCGGAGGUCUAUCGUCAAUUUUUGAGGAACUUUUCGAACGGCUUCGAUGUGUCGUUGCGGAAGAAAAAGAAGGGCGACACGACAAGCGGAAGGGUAAUGAGUAUUCUUCUUGUGGUCUCCCCUCCGUCAUACAGGAGCUUAUACGGGACCAUGAUGUCCUGACAGCAGUACGAGAGAACUUUUUGCUUCUCUCACGACGCUGUGGUGUGUCGGAGGCCAUGCCGCUGUUCCUUCCAUCCUCCAAGGUGGAGCCGGGGACAAUGCGCUACACCCUACAGAUGCUUCCCAACGCGACGGACGGAUCCGGAAGGCAGAUGGAUGUUCAUGAAGAAAAUGAAAAAGGGGGGCUUGUCGAUGGGGUUUUCUUAGCGUACCCAUCACGGGUUCUGUACAAAAAUCAAAUUGACAAACGUCUCCCUCAUUGGCGAGUGACACCACGGGCGUACGGCAGUGUCCCGCCAUUGUUCCCGGAUUUCCCAAGAAUUCUUAGGUUGCGUGAUGCACACGAACAUAUGGCGCCACGUUACCCACAACAAGUGCUUAAAACGCCAAGAAAAGAAGAGCGGGACAUGUUGGAGCAGGUGGAGGAACUCCUUUUAUCCGGUCACUUGCCCGUUUCCGCGGUGUUCUCGGUGCAUGUGUUACGACCCUCAAUUGGUGGUACGCUGUGGGGAAGUCAAGUGGCCGCCCAACCGGGGCCCACACAGAGUUGGUACCUGCGUCUGCGUCGCCUGGCAGUGCGGAUUCCGGAAGGACGCGAGACCACCGGAACACAGGCUAUAGGAGAAGCACGACGUCUCGCUAUUGUUGUGCAAUUUGUGCCCUUUCUCUCACAGCCACUUGUCAUCAUUGCACGCGAAAGGCCACCGGUGGAUGGAGUAACAGCGCUUUUGAUUUAUCGUCAAACAAAGUCAUGCUUGAAUUCAGAGAAGAAGAGUCUGCUGCCCGUAUCGGAUUGCAUCAUCGGUAACUACUCUGUGGAGCCACCGCUGCCAUUGACAUCAUCGCGGCCGUCGUUUAAAUUGCCUGAUUCAAAAGGUGAUUUGGGCUUGCCACGCCGAGAAUUAGGGACAGAAGCAGCAGCAGUUGCAGAAAUUGAGUUGCUACCACACCACGCUGUGGUUCUCGCCCAUGCCAAGAUGCUUCUUUCUGUCUUUGAAUACGGCUCUGAAUUGAAUGAAGUGAAGGCCGAAGCACGUUUGGUGGGGUCUGCAACGCUGCCCCUUGCUGAAAUUAUACAUGCCACGGUGGAAAAGGCCACAAAUCGUUAUUCUCACAAUAAAAUGCAAAGAAUGAAAAGCGAAGAAACGCUGGCGCAAAACGUUGAGUUGACGCCAUGGGAGUUGCCUUUGCAUCGCUGCGGACAGCGCGUAGGCACCUUGUGUCUGAGUUGUUCACCGCCCAUGUGUACAGCCGAUGCCACCGCGGGCGAGGAUUUGUUGUGA